Messenger RNA from Electrophorus electricus (electric eel), 1228 nucleotides. It is a transcript of the gene zmat2, whose product is annotated as zinc finger, matrin-type 2. NCBI's taxonomy places the organism in Eukaryota, Metazoa, Chordata, Actinopteri, Gymnotiformes, Gymnotidae. Gene Ontology annotation, biological process: mRNA splicing, via spliceosome. Gene Ontology annotation, cellular component: spliceosomal complex; U4/U6 x U5 tri-snRNP complex. The record is from RefSeq and is a predicted model, not a curated record. Gene Ontology annotation, molecular function: zinc ion binding; nucleic acid binding.
CUUCACAUUAGAGCCGGGAAGAGCCGAAGUGCAACAUGGCGUCCAAUAGUGGGACUAAGAAUGAUUUUCGGCGCAAGUGGGACAAGGAUGAAUACGAACAGUUGGCCCAAAAGCGACUCACGGAGGAAAGGGAGAAAAAAGAUGGAAAACCUAUUCCACCAGUCAAACGAGAGCUCCUCCGUCACAGAGAUUACAAAGUUGAUUUGGAGUCUAAACUGGGAAAGACCAUUGUCAUCACUAAAACUACACCACAGGCUGAGAUGGGCGGGUACUACUGCAAUGUUUGUGAUUGUGUGGUGAAAGAUUCCAUCAACUUUUUGGAUCAUAUUAAUGGCAAGAAACAUCAGAGGAACCUGGGAAUGUCAAUGCGAGUAGAGCGCUCUUCGUUGGACCAGGUUAAAAAACGGUUUGAGAUGAACAAGAAGAAGAUGGAGGAAAAACAGAAGGAGUACGAUUUUGAGGAACGAAUGAAGGAGUUACGAGAAGAGGAGGAAAAGGCAAAAGCCUACAAAAAAGAAAAGCUAAAAGAAAAGAAGAGGAAAGCGGAGGAAGACCUUAAUUUUGAAGAGGAUGAUGAAAUGGCUGCUGUAAUGGGGUUCUCAGGGUUUGGUUCCUCCAAAAAGAGCCACUGAUUCUAAACUCCUGUUAUGCAUCUCCUUACAAAGGCCAUUCCUUCACAUUUCUUUUUGAGUGGCGGACUGCUUAAUUGUCAGCUAAAGAGAGAGAAGAAAUUUCUCAGUUGUUCUUGACUGGACUAUAUGAUUUUUGUGCCCCCCAACCCAGCAAAUCAUCACUCAGAUUUUCCACCCAAUAGUUAUUUGAUUACAACUUUUACAGUAACUUUUACAGUAAUCAUACAAUUGUAUUGUAUGAGCUGAAAUUUACUAGGUUCAUUCUUGUAAGUAUACCAUUCUUGUAAGUUUCUUUUUUUUAAUUUGUCCAGCCUCUCUUGUAGAUUGAGUUAUAGACUAAAGCAAUAUGACAUCACUGAAGCUAUAAUAAUUUGUUUUUGUUGACAUAAUCUUGUCUGUUCAUAUCUGCAAGGUGAAUGAGAAUGUAGAUACUAUAGGAAAUAGGCCAGCAUAGAAUGAAUAACCUUGCGGAUACAUUUCUCUAAAUUUCUCUAAUGAGCUCUUGCAGAUAAAUUAUAUUGUAUUUUAUGUUUGUUUUACAUUAAAAACAUUACAUUUUUAUUUAGUUUUCAAUAAACUUUAAAUGCCCACUGAAA